AUGUAUUUAAACUACAUUUUACUGAUAUUUCUUUUUGUGCUGCCAGCGUUCGCAGCUAAAACUAAGUCCUUUGAUAAUACCACGAGCUGCGAUAAGGCUAAACAACCUAAAUUUAUGGGUUCCUGUUGCAAUAUACCGAGAGAUGAUAGAAUCAGCAAGUCCUGUCGCAAAUCCUUGCUAAGUCAGAAUAAAACAACAACCAAUAAUGGAGAUUCGCGAAAUUUAAAGGCAGAUAAGGUGGCUUUACAUGCAUGCAUUGCAGAGUGUGUGUUCAAACAGAAUGGUUACAUGCUAUCAAAUGGAACUAUUAAUCUACCAGUUAUCCAAAAGAGCUUGGAACAGCGUUAUAAUCGAGACCCCGUUGUGGCACAGCUUAUGAUCAAGGGUCUGAAGACGUGUAUGGAGUCCGCUCAGCGACGUGCUCAACAGUUUGAAUGGUUGCACUCAAAGGAUCAGUGCGAUUAUUAUCCUGCUACCUUGCUGGCCUGCACAAUGGAACAAGUUUAUCAAAAUUGUCCGGCCUCUAAAUGGAAGAAUACCGAUGACUGUCUAGCAAUGAAGAAAUUCUUGGUGGCCUGCGAUAAUACCAGAAAUUAAAUGAUAAAUCAUUAUGAAAUUAAAUGAUAAAUCAUUAAUUAAAGUGUAUCAGAUAGAGAUCAGCAAA
Molecule: messenger RNA, 664 nt
Organism: Drosophila innubila
Lineage: Eukaryota; Metazoa; Arthropoda; Insecta; Diptera; Drosophilidae
Gene: Obp93a
Exons: 4
Coding region: 1-597 (198 amino acids)
Molecular function (GO): odorant binding
Source: RefSeq, a predicted model, not a curated record